AUGGUGAGCAGUGUGUUGUGCCGCUGCGUGGCCUCCCCGCCGCCGGCGUCAGUGGGAGACCCGUGCGGCGGCGCCGUCUGUGGGGGUCCGGACCACCGGCUGCGCCUGGGGAGCCUCUUCCAGACUCUCGAUGUUAACCGCGACGGGGGCCUGUGUGUCAACGACCUAGCGGUGGGGCUGCGGCGCCUGGGACUGCACUGCACCGAAGGCGAGCUCCGGAAAAUUGUACAAGCCGGAGAUAGAGACCUUGAUGGGCAGCUAGACUUUGAAGAGUUUGUCCAUUAUCUCCAGGAUCACGAGAAGAAACUGAGGCUGGUGUUUAAGAGGUUGGACAAAAAGAACGAUGGACGAAUCGAUGCUCCGGAGAUCAUGCAGUCCCUGCGGGACCUGGGAGUCAAGAUAUCUGAGCAGCAGGCAGAAAAAAUUCUCAAGAGCAUGGAUAAAAAUGGCACGAUGACCAUCGACUGGAGCGAGUGGAAAGACUACCAUCUUCUGCAUCCUGUGGAAAACAUCCCCGAGAUCAUCCUGUAUUGGAAGCAUUCCACGAUCUUUGAUGUGGGUCAAAAUCUGACGGUCCCCGAUGAAUUCACUGUGGAGGAAAGGCAGACGGGGAUGUGGUGGAGACACCUCGUGGCAGGAGGUGGGGCAGGGGCUGUCUCCAGAACCUGCACAGCUCCCCUGGACAGACUCAAGGUGCUCAUGCAGGUCCAUGCCUCCCGCAGCAACAACAUGUGCAUCGUUGGCGGAUUCACCCAGAUGAUUCGAGAGGGAGGGGCCAAAUCCCUCUGGCGGGGCAACGGCAUCAACGUCCUCAAAACUGCCCCCGAGUCAGCCAUCAAAUUCAUGGCGUAUGAGCAGAUCAAGCGUCUUGUAGGUAGUGACCAGGAGACACUAAGGAUUCAUGAGAGGCUUGUGGCUGGGUCCUUGGCAGGUGCCAUCGCCCAGAGCAGCAUCUACCCAAUGGAGGUUUUGAAGACCCGAAUGGCCCUGCGGAAGACAGGCCAGUACUCUGGCAUGCUGGACUGUGCCAGAAAGAUCCUGGCCAGAGAGGGGGUAGCUGCCUUCUACAAAGGCUACGUCCCCAACAUGCUGGGGAUCAUCCCCUACGCCGGGAUAGACCUGGCCAUCUAUGAGACACUCAAGAAUGCCUGGCUGCAGCGUUAUGCAGUGAACAGCACUGACCCUGGCGUGUUUGUGCUCCUGGCCUGCAGUACCAUGUCCAGCACCUGUGGACAGCUGGCCAGUUACCCACUGGCCCUGGUCAGGACUCGGAUGCAGGCGCAAGCUUCCAUCGAGGGUGCGCGGGAGGUGACCAUGAGCAGCCUCUUCAAACACAUCCUGUGGACCGAGGGGGCCUUUGGACUGUACUGGGGCUGGCCCCCAACUUCAUGA
This is a messenger RNA of Choloepus didactylus (southern two-toed sloth), 1392 nucleotides long. RefSeq names its product calcium-binding mitochondrial carrier protein SCaMC-2-like. Gene Ontology annotation, molecular function: calcium ion binding; ATP transmembrane transporter activity. The record is from RefSeq and is a predicted model, not a curated record. Gene Ontology annotation, biological process: transmembrane transport. Lineage: Eukaryota; Metazoa; Chordata; Mammalia; Pilosa; Megalonychidae. Gene Ontology annotation, cellular component: mitochondrial inner membrane. The transcript has a single exon. Bases 1 to 1392 code for a protein of 463 amino acids.